GUGUUACACGAUGCAGUCCGGAGCCGUGUCCUGGGAAUACUGUGACAUUCCUGCCUGCGUCAGACGCAUACCAUCCACGCGAUUCCAGCCUCCUCCGCCCCGCGACAGGCCCACACCCAACCCCACCCGUGUCAGACGUCCCGGCCCACGCCCUCGACCCGCGCCCAGGCCAAUCCGACCCAACAAGUGUGGCACGCGGCACCAGAAGCGUGUUCCGCGGGGCCGGAUCCUGGGGGGCACCUCGUCGCUGCCCGGGUCGCACCCCUGGAUGGCAGCCAUCUACAUCGGGGAGGAGUUCUGCGCCGGCACCCUGGUGCACGCCUGCUGGGUGGUGUCGGCCGCACACUGCUUCUUCCGCAAUCCAAUGGAGUCCACUAUAAGAGUGGUUCUUGGUCAGCAGAUCUUCAAUGACACGGGUCCCGAUACCAGGACCUACGGUGUGGAAAAGUACAUCUUCCCUCCCAAGUACAGCCAGUUCCACCCUACCGAACAUGAUAUAGUGCUGGUGAAGUUGAAGAGGAAGGAGGGCCGGUGUGCGCGCAGGACGACCUUCAUCCGGCCCAUAUGCCUGCCGGAGAGGAACACCACCUUCCCCGACUACUACUGCUGCCAGAUCACAGGAUGGGGACACAUGCAGGAGACCCACGCAGGAGAGGCCUCCUACAGGAAAUAA
Messenger RNA from Engraulis encrasicolus (European anchovy), 673 nucleotides. RefSeq names its product hepatocyte growth factor activator-like. The record is from RefSeq and is a predicted model, not a curated record. Gene Ontology annotation, biological process: zymogen activation; blood coagulation. Lineage: Eukaryota; Metazoa; Chordata; Actinopteri; Clupeiformes; Engraulidae. Bases 11 to 673 code for a protein of 220 amino acids. Gene Ontology annotation, molecular function: serine-type endopeptidase activity. The transcript is spliced from 5 exons.